Messenger RNA from Nematolebias whitei (Rio pearlfish), 3075 nucleotides. It is a transcript of the gene fmnl2b, whose product is annotated as formin-like 2b. Gene Ontology annotation, cellular component: cytosol. The record is from RefSeq and is a predicted model, not a curated record. Lineage: Eukaryota; Metazoa; Chordata; Actinopteri; Cyprinodontiformes; Rivulidae. Gene Ontology annotation, molecular function: actin filament binding; small GTPase binding. Gene Ontology annotation, biological process: cortical actin cytoskeleton organization; cell migration; regulation of cell shape.
AUGGGGAACACAGAGAGCAUGGAAAGCCAGCUGGCUGUGAUCCGGUCCAGAGCUGCCCCAGUUCGGCUCCCAAUGCCGGACCCAGCUGAGCUAGAAGAGAGGUUCUCCAUCGCACUGAAUUCGAUGAACCUGCCUCCUGACAAGGUGCGUCUGCUGCGUUCCUAUGACAGCGAGAAGAAAUGGGAGCUCAUCUGUGAUCAGGAGAGAUUUCAGGUGAAGAACCCACCACAUACCUACAUUCAGAAACUGAGAGGUUUCCUCGAUCCGGCUGUAACACGCAAGAAGUUCCGACGAAGAGUUCAGGAGUCGACACAGACACUCAGAGAACUUGAGAUUUCGCUUCGGACAAACCACAUUGGGUGGGUCCGAGAGUUUCUAAAUGAGGAGAAUCGAGGUCUGGAUGUUCUGGUCGAGUAUUUGUCCUUCGCUCAAUAUGCAGUCACGUUUGAUGGAGAGCAGUCAGACACUGGCAGUGAGGUCGGAUCCAUUGACUCUCCCUGGAGUCGCUCCAUAGAGGAUCUCCAAGGUGAUUGCAGCCUCCCAUCCCCAUCCUCAUCUGUUCCUCGCUCAGCACGACACUCCAUCAGUGUUCACAGCUCAACUUUGGUAACACGCUCGAACACACUGCCGAGUCGUCGAACACUGAAGAACUCACGGCUUGUUUGUAAGAAAGAUGAUGUUCAUGUUUGCAUCAUGUGUUUGAGAGCCAUCAUGAACUACCAGUAUGGCUUCAACAUGGUUAUGUCCCACCCUCACGCUGUCAAUGAAAUUGCUCUUAGCCUGAACAAUAGGAACCCCAGGACAAAAGCCCUCGUUCUGGAGCUGCUGGCUGCAGUGUGUUUGGUCAGAGGAGGACAUGAGAUCAUCCUGUCUGCAUUUGACAACUUUAAAACUGUUUGCAAUGAAUCAAUGCGUUUUGAAAAGUUGAUGGAACAUUUUAAGAAUGAAGAUGACAACAUUGACUUCUUGGUGGCCUGCAUGCAGUUCAUUAACAUCGUGGUGCACUCAGUAGAGGACAUGAAUUUCAGAGUCCAUCUGCAGUAUGAUUUUACCAAACUCAACCUGGAGGAACAUCUGGAGAAAUUAAAGCACACAGAAAGUGACAGACUUCAGGUUCAGAUCCAGGCAUAUCUGGACAACGUGUUUGAUGUUGGGACACUUCUGGAGGAUGCUGAGACAAAAACUGCUGCUCUGGAGAGAGUUGAAGAGUUGGAAGAGAGUCUGGCCACAAUGUCAGAACGUCUGCUGGAUGUAGAAAAUGAAGCAAUGUUGAAGAUUGUUGAACUAGAGAAACAACUGAUGCAGACAAACAAGGAGCUGGACCAACUUCGGGAGGUGUAUGCCAGUGCCAACUCGCAGGUGCACACCUUACGCCGGAUGGUUCGGGAAAAGGACCAGACUAUCCGAAGGCAGAGUCGUCUGGAGCGUCAGGCUCAGGAGGCCCAGCAGGCUGGAGGACCUGGAGCUCCUCAGCCUCAGAGAGGUGAGGGAGAUGGGGGUGCAGCCGAUUCUGCCUCCCCCUCUCCUCCGCCUUGUCUAAACCUUUCCCCCAGCCCUGAAACUGUAACCUAUCACAGCAUGGGACCUGGUAUGGGUGGAGCUCCAGGCAUACCAACCCCACCCCCUCCACCUCCACCACCACCAAUGCCAGGCACAUUGUCCAACGGGCCAUACCCUAUGCUUCCACCUCUUGCUCCUCCUCCACCACCUCCUCCACCUCCCCCACCCUGUCGUAGCAGUGAGCUUUCUUGUGUCCCCUUGCCCCCUCCUCCUCCUCCCGUCGCCCCACCUCUCCCAGGAACAGGGGGUUCUCCUACAGUUAUCUUUAACUCAGGGCUGGCAGAGGGUCCUCUCAAGUUAUUCUCUGUGAAAAUAAAGAAACCCAUCCAGACCAAGUUCAGAAUGCCAGUAUUGAACUGGGUCGCUCUGAAGCCCAGUCAGAUCAAUGGAACUGUCUUUAAUGACAUUGAUGACGAGUCCAUUCUGCAGGACCUGGACAUGGAAGAGUUUGAAGAGUUGUUCAAGACCAAGGCUCAGGGUCCAGCAGUUGAUCUGACUCUGUCCAGACAGAAACUUCCUCAAAAAGCACCAUCCAAAGUUUCUCUGCUAGAGGCCAAUCGAGCCAAAAACCUAGCCAUCACACUGAGGAAGGCCGGCCAGGCUUCAGAGAUCAUCUGCCGCGCCAUUUACACUUUUGAUCUCCGGACAGUUCCUGUUGACUUUGUUGAGUGUCUGAUGCGUUUCCUGCCCACGGAGGCUGAGGUGAAGCUUCUACGGCAAUACGAGAGAGACAGAAAACCUCCAGAGGCCCUGAGUGACGAAGAUCGAUUCAUGAUGCAGUUCAGUCGUAUCGAAAGGCUCAGUCAGCGCAUGUCUAUCAUGACAUUCAUGGGCAACUUUGCUGACAAUAUCCAAAUGUUGACACCGCAACUUCAUGCCAUGAUUGCCGCUUCAGUGUCCAUCAAAUCAUCUCAGAAACUGAAGAAGAUCCUAGAGAUAAUUUUGGCUCUGGGGAACUACAUGAACAGCAGCAAGAGAGGAGCCGUGUAUGGAUUCAAACUGCAAAGUUUAGACCUGUUGCUGGAAACCAAAUCGACCGACAGAAAGCAGACACUCCUUCAUUACAUUUCCAAUGUAGUGCAGGAGAAAUAUCCAGUAGUGUCUCCAUUUUACAAUGAGCUUCACUAUGUGGAUAAGGCUGCUGCAGUGAGUCUGGAGAACGUGCUGUGUGAUGUGAAGGAGCUGCAGCGUGGCAUGGAGUUGAGCUGGAGAGAGUUUAGUGUGUCACACAAUGCCACGCUCAAAGAUUUUAUCAGCAGAAAUGAAUCACGACUCCACAAACUCCAAGAGGAUGCACGCAUUGCUCAGGAUGCCUUUGAAGAUGUCGUGAAGUUUUUUGGAGAAAGCUCCAAGACAAUGCCACCAUCAGUCUUCUUUCCCAUUUUUGUUCGUUUCAUCAAAGCCUACAGGGUAGCUGAGGAGGACAAUGAGCAGAGGAGGCGUCAGGAGCAGAUGCUACUGGAGAAACUGGAGCAGGAGGAGCAGCAGCACCAGGAGGAGGAAGAAAACACAAAG